Messenger RNA from Protopolystoma xenopodis, 945 nucleotides. The record is from the annotation of a GenBank genome assembly. NCBI's taxonomy places the organism in Eukaryota, Metazoa, Platyhelminthes, Monogenea, Polystomatidea, Polystomatidae.
AUGCAGACACGGCAGACAUGGACAAACAGGCCGUCUGGAGAGCCUGGAGACGAGUCUGGAGAAGGUGUGGAGGCCGGAGGACAAUGCUUCGCGGCGAGACGAGACGAGGACGGACGAAAAGCUGUUUGCACACGUCGCAAGACAACUCUAUUCUGGGCCUGUGGUUUGUGGCACACGAAACUGGCUGUCCGCCGAGAGCUGACUCCAUCCCGACUGGACUCUGUUACAUUUGCAGCCUCACAACAAGCGCCCGGUAUGCUUUUGGCCUGCGAGACCGAGUGCAACCCCUCUGCCCGGCCCUUCGGUACCGACCGCUUGAGACCCGCCAGACCGAGCGAAAGCGUCGCGUCGAGGACAGUCUCGAAGGCCGCCAGGGCAAAGGACGUGUCAAGAGUGAAGCGGAGUGAAGUGGAGUGGAGUGGAGUGUGGCGAACCCGGCAACAGGUUGGACUCGCCGGCGUGGCGGUCGUUGGACAUGCAGAAAGGCCUCGGAAUGACGCGAAUGUGGAUGCGAAGAAAAGUUGUCUGUGGGGCCGAACGACGAGCCAGACCAAGCGCCCUGUUGCCACAGCGACUGUGGACCCAGAUUGCGCCGGCCUCGAUCGGGUACAGCACGAACGUCCGAGGCCCGUGGCGAGAACGGACGAGUGGACCAACGAAGAGUUGCCGAAGCCUCUUCGUGGAGGUCAUGCCUGUGCCGGGGUUCGGCAAAUGCGGGCCUGCAGGCGCACGGAGCCGUCGUCAACGCCGCGCAAACAGAGCGAAUGGACACUUGGUAGUCGGCAUUGUGGAAGGUCCGGCGAUGAAGUGGAACCGAACACAGGCCUGCUUCACUUCAGGUGCCAGGACGUAAUUCAAUUCACAAUCACGACUACCAGCAACACAAACACACACAUCUAUGCAUCAUCAUAUUCACUCGUAAAACACAGACGCCAGCACAGAUAA